AUGUCUUCAUCACCACCUCAUAGCAGUAACAAUACAAAUACCUACCCAGGUGACUCGCUUGAUCGAAACUCCGAAUCCAUAUCCCAAAGUCAACAACAGUCGGUAGUUCCUUCAUCACCGUUGUUUUUCAAUUCAUCAAACCCUGGUUCAGAUAUCGCCAAUUCACAAACUAGAGGAAAUGACAUGUCCUCGCCUUUACAUUACACAUCAUCGGCUCAUAACACUUCGGAAAUUGGUAACUUUAGUUCUCAAAGGGCCAAUAGAGUGCAUGAUGUCGAUAGAAUAAUGAGAAGACACCAGAGAAGUGAUAUCAACGAUGCUGCUUCAUCACCGCUGAGGAGAACAUUUACACAACCACGUGGUAACAGACAAGACUCUCAGUUGAGAUCAACUUCGUCUGCGUUUAACUCUGAUCUCGUUGAACCCGAUGAACCUACAAGAGUUAUUUGGGGUACUAAUGUGUCUAUUCAGGAAUGUUCAUUGAUCUUUAGGGAAUUCUUGUUGAGUUUCAAGUACAGGUACAGAAAGGAAGCUGACCACCAAGAUGUUGAACCGGAGGAUCAUGAGUUGUACUAUGUACACAAGUUGAAUACCAUUAGGGAAUUAGGAUUGAAUAAUCUUAACUUGGAUGCAAAGAAUUUAUUGUGUUAUCCCCCUACAAGAAAAUUGUAUCACCAAUUGAUCAAUUACCCUCAAGAAAUCAUCCCAAUUAUGGAUCACACAAUCAAAGAUUGUUUGGUUCAAAUUAUUCAGGAUAGUGAUGAGGACGACAUUCCGGCUAAACUUGACGAAGUUGAGACUAAGGUGUACACCAUUCGUCCAUACAAUAUCAACUUGGUUGAAAAAGGUAUGCGUGAAUUGAAUCCAAAUGACAUUGAUAAGCUAGUUAGUGUCAAGGGUCUUACUUUACGUUCAACUCCAAUCAUUCCUGACAUGAAGGUUGCCUUUUUCAAAUGUAAUGUUUGUGGACACACAGUUGGGGUUGAAAUUGAUCGAGGAGUCAUUUCUGAACCUACCAAAUGUCCAAGAGAAGUUUGCGGUCAGUCAAACUCAAUGGUUUUAAUCCAUAAUCGUUCGUCAUUUGCUGAUAAACAAGUUGUCAGGUUGCAAGAGACUCCAGACUUGGUUCCUGAUGGACAAACACCCCAUUCGAUCAAUUUAUGUGUUUACGAUGAGUUGGUUGAUACUUGUCGUGCUGGUGAUCGUAUUGAAGUUUGUGGAAUUUUCCGUUCGUUGCCAGUCAGAGCCAACUCAAGACAACGUGCGUUAAAGAGUUUGUACAAGACUUAUUUGGAUAUUGUCCACAUUAAAAAAAUUGACAAGAAACGUCUUGGUGCUGAUAUCACAACUUUGGAAAACGAGUUGGCCGAAAAGGAUCAAGAUGUUGAAGAGACGAGAAAGAUCACGCCGGAGGAGGAAGUUCAGUUGAAGGAAAUUUCACAAAGGGAUGAUUUAUACGAAGUGUUGGCAAGAUCAUUAGCACCUUCCAUCUAUGAAAUGGACGAUGUGAAGAAGGGUAUUCUUUUGCAAUUAUUUGGAGGAACCAAUAAAACUUUUAAGAAAGGUGGUAGGUAUAGAGGCGAUGUCAACAUCUUGCUUUGUGGAGAUCCAUCGACAUCGAAAUCGCAGAUUUUGCAAUAUGUGCAUAAAAUCGCUCCAAGAGGGGUCUAUACUUCCGGUAAAGGUUCAUCAGCUGUUGGGUUAACGGCAUAUAUUACAAGAGAUGUUGACACUAAACAAUUGGUUUUGGAGAGUGGUGCAUUAGUGUUGUCUGAUGGUGGUGUUUGUUGUAUUGAUGAGUUUGACAAAAUGAGUGAUUCAACAAGAUCGGUUUUGCAUGAAGUUAUGGAGCAACAGACUAUAUCUAUUGCCAAAGCCGGUAUUAUCACCACGUUGAAUGCUAGAACCUCUAUUUUGGCUUCAGCAAAUCCAAUCAAUUCUCGUUAUGAUCCAAAUUUACCCGUCACGGCAAACAUUGACUUGCCACCACCAUUAUUGUCGCGUUUCGAUUUGGUUUAUUUGAUUUUGGAUAAAGUUGAUGAAAGGCUUGAUAGACAAUUGGCUAGACAUUUGACACAAAUGUAUUUGGAAGAUGCGCCAGAUACAGUUACCAACAAUUAUGUGUUGCCAGUGGAGCAAUUGGCAUUAUAUAUUCAAUAUGCCAAGGAGAACUUCAAUCCAACUAUAACCGACGAAGCCAAAAAUGAAUUGGUUCGAGCAUACGUGGAAAUGAGGAAAUUAGGGGAAGAUGCUCGAUUAUCGGAAAAGAGAAUCACAGCAACUACAAGACAGUUGGAAUCGAUGAUUAGGUUGAGUGAGGCGCAUGCCAAGAUGAGAUUUUCCGAUAGGGUGCAACUAAUUGAUGUUAAAGAAGCAGUUCGUUUGAUUAAAUCAGCAAUCAAAGAUUACGCCACUGACCCUGUAACUGGUAGAAUAGAUAUGGAUAUGGUUCAAACUGGAACAACAUCUCAACAAAGGCGUAUUCGUGAAGAUUUGGUCAAUGAAAUUUUAAAGAUUCUUGAUGAGAAUAACAACUUGAUAAGAUUCAAUGAUUUGACCAUGAAGCUUAAUGAGCGAAGUUCAUUUAGAAUCGAGAAUCUGGAUAUUAAUGAUGGAUUGAAGAGGUUGCAACAAGAGGGUAAGAUUAUUGAAACUGGUGAGAAUCAUAGGAGAACCAUCAAAAAGAUCGCCAUAAUCUAA
Messenger RNA from Lodderomyces margitis, 2700 nucleotides. RefSeq names its product MCM DNA helicase complex subunit (gene CDC54). Gene Ontology annotation, biological process: DNA strand elongation involved in DNA replication; double-strand break repair via break-induced replication; DNA replication. Gene Ontology annotation, molecular function: single-stranded DNA helicase activity; single-stranded DNA binding; ATP binding. Bases 1 to 2700 code for a protein of 899 amino acids. Gene Ontology annotation, cellular component: nucleus; MCM complex. Lineage: Eukaryota; Fungi; Ascomycota; Pichiomycetes; Serinales; Debaryomycetaceae. The record is from RefSeq and is a predicted model, not a curated record. The transcript has a single exon.